AGUGCCGAUUUCUAAUGACCUUUAGUUUCAGUUCUACAAUCGAAACUAAGCAAUCGAAACAAAAAGGCCCCAACUUGUAAUCUCGCUGCGUAGUCAUAUAAUUUGAGACGGGAUCCAAAUUGGGGCCAAGCCAGCACUAAUCAUCACCAAAACACAAGCCAGAGAGAGAAACGCAAUAAUGUCCUUCGGACUGCUGCGUCUCGUCGUUUCCGGCCUCCUGCUUCUGCUCCUCUCGCGCCCGGCCGCUUCGGCGUCGGCGCCGACGGUGGUCACCCACCUGCCGGGAUUCGACGGCCCUCUCCCCUUCUCCCUCGAGACCGGGUACGUUGGCGUGGAGGAGGAGACCGGGACGGAGCUCUUCUACUACUUCGUGGAGUCGGAGCAGAGCCCCGGCGCUGACCCCGUGCUCCUCUGGCUCACCGGCGGGCCUCGCUGCUCGGGCUUCAGCGGCCUCGCCUUCGAAGUCGGUCCUCUAAAGUACGUGCUGGCGCCGUACGAUGGCGGUUUGCCGCAGCUGGUAUACAACCCAGUCUCAUGGACCAAGAUGGCAAGCAUCAUCUUCCUGGACUCGCCCGUCUGCUCGGGCUUCUCCUACGCGCGCGCCCCUAACGGUUGCGACGUCGGAGACUACUCUUCCUCUCUGCAAGUCCAGAGAUUUCUCAACGAGUGGUUCACCGAUCAUCGGCAGUACCUUUCCAACCCUUUCUACAUCGGGGGAGAUUCAUACGCCGGAAAGGUGGUUCCACUUAUUGCGCAACACAUUUCACAAGGGACUGAGAGAAGGCAGCAACCUGUCAUCAAUCUCAAGGGCUAUCUGGUUGGCAACCCUAUAACAGACCCAAAGUUUGAUGGAAAUUUCCGGGUUCCAGCUGCUCAUGGCUUUGGGAUAAUAUCUGAUCAAAUAUACGAGGCUGCAAUGCAGAACUGCAACGGAGAUUAUGUAAACCCCACAAAUCGAAUGUGUGCCGAAGUGCUACAAACAGUAAAGAGUCUAAUUUCUGAAAUCGUAGAUGCAAAUGUCUUGGACAAAAAAUGUGUCUUCUCCAUGCCAAAGCCCAUAGAUAAUGUAACGGCGAGAAAAAACUUGUUGGAAGAAUUUAUCGAGCUAAAUGAGGCGCCUGCUCGACCCAACAUCGAUUGUACAACAUACGGUUUCUACCUGUCAUACUUUUGGAUGAACAACAAGAUGACUAGAGAUGCUCUCGGGAUCAAGCAGGGGACGGUUAUUGAGUGGAAAAGAUGCAAAAGGGAACUCCCCUACAAAUAUGACAUGCCAAGCAGCAUACCAUACCAUCUCAACCUCACCACCAGAGGUUACCGUGCACUCGUGUAUAGCGGAGACCAUGAUCUCGUGGUGCCUCAGCUCAGCACGCAGGCAUGGAUAAGAUCUUUGAACUUCUCCGUAGUCAAUGACUGGAGGGCAUGGCAUCUCGACGGCCAGGCUGCAGGAUUUACCAUUGCAUAUGCGAACAAUUUGACAUUUACAACAAUAAAGGGUGGUGGUCAUGUUGCUCCAGAGAACCGGCCCAAAGAAUGCUUUGCCAUGGCCCAACGUUGGCUGGCCAAUAAGUCACUUUGAUGCUUUUAGUCAAACACCUGUUCAGUGCCCGUGUGUUUCCACAAAAUAAUAAUAAACUGUAGCGAUCAAACAACUGUUUUGGUUCAAAACUAUGUGCCAAACAUGAUAACAUUUAGUUUGUAUUCAUAUAUGGCAAGUGGUUCCCUCUCUCACACCGAUCCUCCUGAGACUUUCUUCCCCUCAACCUUGAUUUUCAUCACCGUGAUUAACCUCUCCUUUCAACUUACUCCGUAGUACAAAACUGAG
Hordeum vulgare subsp. vulgare (domesticated barley) is the source of this 1825-nucleotide messenger RNA. Its product is annotated as serine carboxypeptidase-like 2. The record is from RefSeq and is a predicted model, not a curated record. Gene Ontology annotation, biological process: proteolysis; secondary metabolic process. Gene Ontology annotation, molecular function: acyltransferase activity, transferring groups other than amino-acyl groups; serine-type carboxypeptidase activity. NCBI's taxonomy places the organism in Eukaryota, Viridiplantae, Streptophyta, Magnoliopsida, Poales, Poaceae. The transcript has 14 exons. The coding region runs from base 179 to 1579 and encodes 466 amino acids.